GUCAAUGGUCAUUAUUAUCAGUGGCUGGACAAGCCUGAAUUGGGUGAUUUUGAAAUUGGGUGGCAGCUUGUGUCACCUAGCCACAAUUUUAAAGUUUCUGUAUAUUUUGGUUAAAACUAAAACAAAAUGUUUUAAUUGUGCUAUUUUAUUUUAUUUUAUUGGCUUUCUAUGUAAAAGCUAGUCUACAAUAAGCGUGCAUAUUAAAUUAUUAUUCUGUACUCUCUUUCUGCUCGUAUCGGGUUUUCCACCCGCCUGCUUUUUCUGUGUUGCAGAGUUCGCGGCGGCCGUGGUGGCAGAAAUGCCAGGUGCAACUUCACCUUCCCAAAAAAGGUGUCCCAAGUCAAGUUAACAGAACGUUCCCCCCGCUUCGUCCAGCGAGAACUCUACCUAACUCACGAUGAGCACGAUACUCGAAAAGAUAGCGGCCAUCGAGGCCGAGAUGGCCCGGACGCAGCGCAACAAGGCCACCAUGGGCCACCUCGGCCUGCUCAAGGCGCGGCUGGCAAAGCUGCGCAGGGAGCUCAUCACGCCCAAAGGCGGGGGAGGGGGCCCCGGGGAGGGCUUCGAUGUAGCCAAGACCGGAGACGCACGCAUAGGAUUCGUCGGGUUCCCCUCGGUGGGCAAAUCCACCCUGAUGAACACCCUUGCCGGGGUGUUCUCCGAAGUGGCAGCGUACGAGUUCACCACCCUCACCACUGUGCCCGGCGUCAUCAAAUACAAGGGGGCCAAGAUACAGCUGCUGGACCUGCCCGGGAUCAUAGAGGGGGCAAAGGAUGGCAAGGGCCGGGGACGGCAGGUCAUCGCCGUGGCCCGCACGUGCAGCCUGAUCUUCAUUGUGCUGGACGUGCUGAAGCCACUGCAGCACAAGCGGAUACUGGAGCGGGAGGUGGAGGGCUUCGGCAUCCGACUCAACAAGGAGCCCCCUGCCAUCUCCCUGAGGCGCAAGGACAAAGGCGGCAUCAACCUGCAGAUGCUGGUGUCCCAGUCGGAGCUGGAUGCGGACACGGUAAAGACGAUCCUGUCAGAGUACAAGAUCCACAAUGCGGACGUGACGCUGCGCUGCGACGCCACCUCUGAUGACCUGAUUGACGUGAUCGAGGGAAACCGCAUCUACAUCCCCUGCAUCUACGUCCUCAACAAGAUCGACCAGAUCUCCAUCGAGGAGCUCGACAUCAUCUACAAGAUCCCGCACUGUGUCCCCAUCUCGGCCCACCACAAGUGGAACUUCGACGACCUCCUGGAGAAGGCCUGGUCUUACCUGAGGCUCAUACGCAUUUACACCAAGCCCCAGGGCCAGCUUCCAGACUACGAGGCGCCGGUCAUCCUGAGCCAGGAGCGGAGGACCGUCGAGGACCUGUGCAACAAGCUUCACCGCACCAUCCUCAAGGAGUUCAAGUGUGCCUUGGUGUGGGGUUCUUCGGUCAAGCACAACCCGCAGAAGGUGGGCAGGGAGCACGUCCUCAACGACGAAGACGUCGUGCAGGUCGUCAAAAAAGUGUGACGAAGGAGCCAAGCCACCGACGCGUUCAGAGAGGGCGCUGUAAAUACAGAACGACGCUGUGCUGGAAUGGAUGCCUCGCCCGGCCAAGCAGCCGUCUCUCCGUGUCCACUCGCUCGUCGUGUUCAGACACGGGGAGCGUAAGAAGACGAGAUGAAGAAAGUGGGAGACGAAUAAAUUAGCAAGAAAAA
Ixodes scapularis (black-legged tick) is the source of this 1689-nucleotide messenger RNA. It is a transcript of the gene 128up, whose product is annotated as GTP-binding protein 128up. Bases 398 to 1501 code for a protein of 367 amino acids. Lineage: Eukaryota; Metazoa; Arthropoda; Arachnida; Ixodida; Ixodidae. Gene Ontology annotation, biological process: cytoplasmic translation. Gene Ontology annotation, molecular function: GTP binding; GTPase activity. The transcript has 9 exons. The record is from RefSeq and is a predicted model, not a curated record. Gene Ontology annotation, cellular component: cytoplasm.